Scutellospora calospora is the source of this 198-nucleotide messenger RNA. The record is from the annotation of a GenBank genome assembly. NCBI's taxonomy places the organism in Eukaryota, Fungi, Glomeromycota, Glomeromycetes, Diversisporales, Gigasporaceae.
AGAGUAUAUAUCUUUCUUCAAAUGUAAUAAGCAUCAUUGUUCCAAAAAUAUCAAGAAUUAAUUUGAUAUGGGAAACUCAGGAUAAAAUUAUUAUUAGUUACUAUGCAAAUCACCAAACAACAAAAGGAAUUAAAGGAAAGUUAUUGGCUUCAUUAAAUAGUACUAGUGAAGAAGAAUUGAAUGAUACAUUAUCAAAUA